Messenger RNA from [Torrubiella] hemipterigena, 3823 nucleotides. NCBI's taxonomy places the organism in Eukaryota, Fungi, Ascomycota, Sordariomycetes, Hypocreales, Clavicipitaceae. The record is from the annotation of a GenBank genome assembly.
CACACCCCCAAUCCUGAUCCGGCAGAGCUGCGACACCGUUGCGCCCAUUCGCCAGUGCACCGCACCAGCAAGCACCACUCAGCGCGCACACCACCGCCCAAAUUACCUGAAUCGCCAGCUUGCUCGUUUCUUCCUCUCUCUUUCUCGUCGACUCGCCCAUCCCCUCGCCAUAAUACAACUUGUGCAAUUCUCUCGCCGCUAGCAUCGACGGAUUCGCCUUCGACCAUAUGCUCUUGUCGAAUUCCCAUUCACCAAGCGGAUAAAAAAAUACACACAGCCACACACGCACACACACUCGCUCUCUUCGCCACGCUGGAGUCAGUCGCUGGUCCUUGCAACCCUCGCCAACCGUGGUCGACCGCUCGCCCUCUGAUUGAGCAACCACACUGACAAAAGGUGCCUCUUUUUCCUGUGGUGAACGUGCUCCGGUCGCGAGACUGGUAGCCUUUCGUUGCCACAAUGGACAAACUAUCCUGCCGGGUCGUCUGGGUCAACCGCAACGUGGACAAGGACGGACUCGUGCGCAAACAAGACCACGACAUAUCGACCGCUGCUGCAGAACCACCCUCGACGCCCUCUCCUACUACGCCAACUGUCAGGACUGUUGCCGAUGAUGUCCAACCGCUGCUCAAUAUUUUCGAUCAAGUUCACGUUGUUUCUACCGGGGCUGCCUGCCUCACUGCCGUCUUCGAUUCGCAUGAGGCGGCUCUCUACAACAUACAGCCCACCAUUGUAUUAAUAGACACACCCUUUGACGCAAAGAUUCCCGAAACCCCGUCGACCACUGGCGUGGCGGGCACCGCUCCGACAGCCGAAGCCUUCGGCAUCCACACACCAGACGACAACCUCUACGGCCUGGCUCUUCUCCAAAAAGUCAUCACGGAAUCCAACCUGCGCGGCGUCACAAAACUUGUCAUCCCCGUUCCCGUCAUCAGCGGCACACCGUCCCCAGCCGCCGCCCCUGUCGCCGCCUCCACUGAUGGCGCUGCUGACCGAUCGUCGCGCUCCCCCUUCAUGGGCCAUCGCUCGCUGAUAAGACGCUGCCUCGACCUCGGCGCCGUCGAAGUCAUCAUCAGCCCCGUCAACAACAAGUGCACGGCGACGCUCGAAAUUUGCGCUUACAAGGCAAUGCGUGAUGCCGCCCGCGACCAGCAAGCCCUCCGCGAAAUCACCGCCGGACGUAAGCGGUCCUGGGUUGGUGUUACCGUAGCCAAGGAGCAAAAGCCGUAUUCCUACCUGCGCGAGGCCAUGGUCUCAGGCUUGAUGAGCGGCAUCUGUCGGGGGGAGCAAGAUGAUGAGCAAAUAUCAACUGCUCACAUUUCCGUGUCUUCGGAGCGACAGGAGCAAAUAGCCAUCGCCGUCGGCCGCUGGCAUUUUUGCGCGCAUUCAUUUGGCGACGACGAAUUAUUAGUGGCCGCCAUGCUCAUGUUCCAACAUGCUCUACAGAUGCCUGAGCUUGCGCCCUGGAAUAUCUCUACUGACCAACUUAUCCGCUUUCUCGUUGCAUGCCGCACUGCGUAUAACAGUUUUGUCCCCUAUCAUAACUUCCGCCAUGUCGUCGAUGUCUUGCAAGCCACCUUUAACUUCCUUGUUCAUAUUCGGGCGCUUCCCCCGUACUCACAGGCGCAUCAGAGCCUCCCCACCGAUAAAUCCCCCGUUGCCUCUCUCCUGUCUCCCUUUGAUGCCUUGACGCUUCUCAUCACAGCCAUCGGACAUGACGUCGGACACCCUGGCGUCAACAACGGCUUUCUCACCACCCUUAACGCACCCCUCGCGCAACUAUAUAACGACCGAUCCGUUCUCGAGGCUUUCCACUGCGCCGCGUACUCACAAAUCCUUCGACGAUACUGGCCGGCCGCGUUUGAGGAUAGGCAGAUGCGCAAUCUAAUGAUCAGCUCGAUCUUGGCCACCGACAUGGGCCUCCAUUUUGAUUACAUGAAGAAGCUCGGCGACUUGCAGGAAAAGUUGCAGCACAACAACACAUCAGAGGGAUGGAACGGCCGCCAACUCGAGGAUUACCGAACACUUGCCUGCUCCCUGAUUAUCAAAUGCGCAGACAUCUCCAACGUGGCUAGACAACACGAUACGGCUUUGAAGUGGAUGCAUAUUCUUUCGGACGAAUUUAUGCGCCAAGCCACCAUGGAGGAGGAGCUCGACAUCAAGACGUCCCUUAUGAUGCCGCCUAAGAAGGACAUUCUGUCGCUAGGAACAGGACAGCUCGGGUUUAUGAACAUGUUUGCCAUUCCGCUGUUUCAGGGCGUAGCCGACAUUAUGCCUGGCAUGAAGUAUGUGGUUGAGGAACUGGAGAUUAAUAAGAGCCUCUUUGAGAUGAAGGUUCGAGACGCAAAGGCAUCACUAGGCCCAGAGAUCUUGGGACUGCAGAGGGGAAUGAGAGAAGGCACCAUGUCGCCUAGAACGACCAGCUUUAUUGCUGACAAGACAGCAACAAGCACACCGACGGCAGAGGUCGAUGCACAGCUCAACGGCCACUCGACGAAUGGCUCCGACAGCGACGGUGUUCGUUCGACGCCAGAUACCGUCAAGGAAUCGAUACCUGACUCGGAGACGUUGACAAAUGCCGAAUCAGCCUCGACAGUGGUACAGUCACCUACCGAACCCUCGCAUCUCCUCAGCGCCGACCGUAAAGAAAUUUAUUUUAUUCGGGGUUCAAACUCCUCAUUUGAUGCAGUCCGCGAGCUGGCCGACAGCGACCCGUUCAACACGCGAGGGCGAGGAGACAGCACGACAGACAAGUCGAUGCCUGGCGGCCACCAACGGCGUAGCGAAACCACCGACGGCAGUAUUUCUGGAGCGUAUGGCGGAGACUGGGCCUCGCAAGCGACCAGCGGCACCGGGAAGGUGGCUCAAUCACCCAGCACCCAGGGAACCAGCGUCGUCAGCAACGAUGAAAUGGAUCGAACUGCGGGUGUGUCACCGUUGGAGAUGUCGCCGCCUAGCACCAAGAGCGGCCUAUUGCCUGGCUCAUACCUUGAGCCAACAACCUCCGAAGAUAUGAGCUCCGGAACUGGUAGCAUUGGCAAGGCGGAGGGCAAGACGCUCAAGAAGCGCCCCAGUCGAUUCCGCAUCAAAGAGUUCCCGUUUUUUAGGAGAAGCAAGGGAACCAGCCCGCCAUUUCCAGCCGCAGAUGUGACGCACUAGAAUGCGGUUCGAAAACACACGGAUCCAUUGGCGUUGAACUAUUUUCGCCUGUAUAUAUAUAUAUUCACAUGUGUACGGUAUAUCACUGUGCACUAUUCUUUUCAGUCUUGUACGCUUUUACGAAGAACGAAGGAGAAGACGGCGACAUUGGCAUGAACUGUGCAGAUAGCAGAGCAUCAUGGCUUGCACUGGCCAGAAACAUUGCUCUAACGUCUGGACUGGGUACGGGGUUUGUCGGCUUUUUUUUUAUCAUGCCGCUCUGCGUUUUCCCCUUGGCCUGGAAGAACACGAAUCCAGACUAUUGGGGGAAAACUGCAUAGGGCAGCUUAUGUCAUUUUUUUUUAUAUCUACACUUUGGGGGAUGGGAUGGGAUGGGAUGGAAAUCAAAAAGACGGAGGGGCAAACGGAAAAACAGGGAAAAACGGAAGGCAUUUUUGUUCCAAGGCGAUUGAGUCAGGAUGAACAAGGUGGUGUUUUCCAUGUGUUUCAUUUGACAUGCCAUUUUUCUUGUUUUUACAGGUGGGAAGGGAAACUAGAACGGCCUGUAAAGCCUCACGGACUGGGAUAUACGGAUAGGUCUAUGGAGGCUGAUUGCAUUUUGCAAGCAGGAUUUAGCGGAGUUUUACGGUUAUAUGAAUUGACCAGAUGUCAUUUAUUCUCAAUA